Cricetulus griseus (Chinese hamster) is the source of this 2149-nucleotide messenger RNA. NCBI's taxonomy places the organism in Eukaryota, Metazoa, Chordata, Mammalia, Rodentia, Cricetidae. The record is from RefSeq and is a predicted model, not a curated record.
AUGAGUCUCCUAAAAGAACGGAAACCAAAAAAGCCGCACUAUAUUCCACGGCCCCCAGGAAAGCCAUUCAAGUACAAAUGCUUCCAGUGUCCUUUUACAUGCAAUGAGAAGUCACAUCUUUUCAAUCACAUGAAGUAUGGUCUCUGUAAAAACUCUAUUACGUUAGUGUCAGAGCAAGAUCGCGUUCCCAAGUGUCCCAAGUCUACUUUGCUGGACCCUAAGCAGACCCACCAGUCAGAGCCCACCUCAAAACAAGUCACUUCCAAGUCUCUCCCAAACGGACUCUCCAGCUUUGAUCCAAAGUCUCAGCAGGGCUCUGCAAAGGAAGAGACCAAAGAGAACCUAGAAAUGCAGGCCCGGGGAACCCACAAGGGACCCCAGAAAACAGCCCUACAGAAAGAAGUGACAUCAGAAGCCAUUCUAAGCACCCAGCCUGGUCUAGACAGUGGGGUUAGGCCUUCAGCAUUUGUUCCAGUUGGGGAGCACAGACUUAGGGGGCCAGAAGACACAGAGGCUUCUGAAAUGCUGGCAUUAACCAGCUCCACCACCAAAGCCACCUCUUUCCAUGCCAAGUCUGCAUUCCAUACUCCUGGUUACCCCUGGAAAGCUGGCUCCCCAUUCCUGCCACCUGAGUUUCCACAUAAAAUCCCAUCUUCGAAGGGGUUUGGUGCUAUCUCCCCCUAUAUGCACCCUGCAAUCCCAGAGUACACCCACCCCUUUUAUACAGAGCAUGGGCUGACUGCCAUCUAUUCCCCCUACCUCCUGCCUGGGAACACGCCUGAGUGUGACACCACUUUGCUGUCUGUCUAUGGGUCCCAAGACCAAAGACACUUCCUGUCUCAUCCUGGACCAAUCCCCAAGCACUUGAACACAACUCCAUCCACAUAUGACCACUACAGAUUUUUCCAGCAAUACCACUCAAAUCUGCCAAUUCCUUAUGGAUUUUACAGACCAGAGUCUGCAUUUCCCUCCUACAGUCUCAGGCUCCCACCUGUCCCUGGUAUCACAAGAGAUCAGAGCUCUCGCCUGCUUGAAGAAGCAGCCCUGGCUUACCCAGCCUCGAGUCCCUCCGAGUUAAAUCUCUCAAACUCCCACAGAAAACACACGGAGUUUGAGAAGGAAAGUCCAGUUUCUGAAGCAAAAGAUCCUUCUAAAGAUGGGCAAAGGGAUGCAGAAGAGGCAAAAAUGAGCCCCCGAGCAGGGAGCGCUGCCACAGGCUCCCCAGGAAGACCAAGCCCUACCAAUUUCACCCAAACAAGCCAAACAUUAGAAGGCUUGUGUGACCUCUCAAACAAAGCAGCCUCCUCAGGAACCCUGGAACGACUCCAGCAGCCUGAGCAGAGCCCCACUGCCUUCAAACCUGUCCAGAGGGGCUCAGAAAGUCCUCACUCUCAGCCUCCUGCAAACAGAACAGAGUCUCCAAAAAGCCUUCAGGCCAUGAACAGUGACUCUCCAACCCAGAUAGGAACCAGUUCCUCUCUCAUCACAGAGGAGCCACCUUCCAGCCCAGAGGACCACUCCAGGAUAGCCCCCCUCAAUCUCUCCAAGAAGUUGGAGACAAACCCUGCAGCCACUUAUGGAUCCAUGUAUGUAGACAAUGCCCAGGCCGACACCCUGGGCUUCUCAGGGCUGCAAGACCUGCCACUCAAUCUCUCUGUAAAGGAUUCCUGUAAUGCCUGGGCUCCUAGGCCUGUCUUCCCCAGCCCACCACAAGGUGCAGAACCUGCUGCUGCUCCCAAGACUGAGACAAAAGGUUCUGAAGGUAGGACAAGCCAUGUGGAGACACAGCAAGACAAGGCCCACAGCAGGACAACCCCAGAUGUACACACGGUAGACAGUAGUGAGGAACAGAAGCAAACGGCAGCUGUAGCUCUCUGUCAGCUGGCAGCCUACAGCCCAGGCAAUGUCCGAGUGGGCGAUGAUGAGAGCACAGCCCAGGAAUCCACCUGUCAAGAGGUGCCCACCCACAGUUCCACAGAGAAUCAGGGGGCUCAGUGUGACCUCAGACCCAAAGGACAAAAGAGGACAAGUCAAAGGGAUGCAGGAAAAUCCCAGCAAGGAACUAAAAAGCCAAAGCUGAACGACACCGUACCAAGAGUGCUCACUCUACGCAAAAGAACCCGGGUGUCCUGAGGCCUCACGAGCUCCG